Naegleria fowleri is the source of this 957-nucleotide messenger RNA. RefSeq lists its product as uncharacterized. Bases 1 to 957 code for a protein of 318 amino acids. Lineage: Eukaryota; Heterolobosea; Eutetramitea; Acrasida; Naegleriidae. The transcript has a single exon. The record is from RefSeq and is a predicted model, not a curated record.
AUGUCCACACAAUUAUAUCCUCCAUCCCAUCAAUUCCCAAUCUCCGCAACUCCUCAACAACAACAACAACCUCUAACAUCGCUUGUUCCACCCACCACAGGAUCCUCCACCCAACGAUCACCUUCUCCUUUCACUGCUUCAUCAACUCCUCAAGCGGUGACUCUUAUAAAAACCGAACAACAUGCAAAAUCCAUUUCAGAGACACAAGAUCCAAAUGCAAAGGAAGAAGAAGUGAUUUGGAUUCUUCCACAGACGUUUCUGAGUGUCUUUUCAACACCACAUCAUCCAGUGUCGAGUUCGAAAUGUCACUUGCCAAGAGAUGCUGAUGAAUUUUCUUCUCCCUUCAGCUCCUAUGAACCCAUAUUAAAGCAAUAUGAAAAGGAACAUGAAGGUGACAUUCCACAAGAGGAUCUUCUUGAAUUGAAUCCUUCUCAAUAUCUUCUAGAAAAGUUUCCCUCAGAAAAACAAGUCGAACAAUUGAUCACUCAAAAAGCAUGUCGUACUCGAAAAAAUUUAGAACAAAUUCAAAACAAUGAAGGUCGUUACUGUGAAGUCUCCUAUCCAGAUGUCCAUUUGAAAUUGUGUUUGUACUACUUUUUGCAUCAGCAAUGUUGGUACGUCGUUGGCUUAAAAUUCAUCAACACAAAUCCCGAGUUGACAAAAAUAGAAGCUGUGGAUUUGGUGGAAUGCAGAGCAGUCAUUCCCACACUCAAUUAUGGUGAAUGCACUGGAGGAGGAACUUCUCCUACUUCUGGAUUGUGGCGUCAAUUUGAAACAGAAUAUGAAUACACAUUCCAAUUGGUGUUGAAUUCGGGCGCUGUUUAUGAGCUGAUUGUGAGUGGAUUGGGAAUGAUUCAUUUUCAAAUGAUGAGCACACGACCUCAACAACCAGAACAAUCGGUCAAUGUGGCAGGAGAGAAUGAAAAUGAUGAUUUUAGAGGAGAGAUUGAAAUUUAA